AUUAAAUAAAAAAUUUUAGCGAAACUAAUUUAGCAAAAAGAUUACAUCAAAACACAGACUUGCUUUGAGAGAUUUCAAAUCUGAUCCAAAAUCAUUAUUUUUAUGACAAUUCAAUUAUCAUGAUUUUAUAUAAAGCUAUAUCGAAGCCUAUUACCCUAUCACUUGUUAUAACGUUAAUUCUAAUUUCGCUCUCCCAUCAUAAUCCAAUCACAUCGAAUAGUACGUCAUCUUCGGGCCAUGCCAACGAUUUCAUAAACAUACCGCAAACUUAUCAAAAUGAUGAUGUGUACUAUUUCCUCGAUGGAGAAAAUCUCACCCUGAGAUGCCUGCUGGAACGCAAAAAUUAUCACAAAAUAUUGAACAAAUACGACCUGGCGACACUUUACAAGAGCUUUUUUUGGAGCAUCAACCAUUAUCAAUACACCGCGAGCGAUUUAAAGCAAGAUUUUUCCCACAUAAACGUCGAUUUCGAUUCUAAUUUUUCUAAAGCCAAGGAAGCUUUUAAGCAUCUAAAUCAAUCUUCCGCCAAUCACAUUUAUGACACCAUUUUUAGACUCUUCGACUUGAAGAUAACCAAUAUUUCCGCUUUCGAUGAGGGCUACUAUUUUUGUGGUCUACGAAGGAACAAUAAGAUAAAGUCUAACGGUUAUUUUUCCAACGUCACACAACUUAUCCAAUUAAUUCCAUAUGGAAAACCAUUCAUCAAGAUUUUCGAUAACGAUUCUAAUUUAUCAGACGGCGCCAAACUUAACCUGAUCUAUAAAGGGUCUAACAAUGAAUCUUCUCAUAAUUAUGCCCUUGAAAGCGAUUAUAAUAAUCUCAAACAAACAAAGAAUAGGAUCAGUCUCACUUGCUCGGCAGCUGAAGGAAAUCCUAAGGGUCAGAUUUUAUGGAUCACGGAAUCUGGAUUAGAAUCCCAUAUCAGGCAAUACACCGAGGUCAAAAAUUUGAAUGGAAAGGCCAUAAGCAUGACGAGAAUUGAACUCUUGAAUUUGAGGCCUACUCAUCAUGGCAAAAAAAUUUGGUGCCAAGUAUAUCAAAAGGUUUUGGGGAGAAAAAUGACAGAAUCAUCAACUUAUGUCACUUUAAACAUACAAUAUAAACCGAUCAUAGAAUACAGGAACGAUGAAAUAAAUAGCGAAAAAAUAAUAUAUCUGCGGGAAGGAGGUAAUUUGAAAAAAAUUUGUGAAGCGCAUGCCAAUCCAAGUCCUAAUUUCAUGUGGUGGCUUUCGAAUAAACACGGCAAUUUUGUCGUAGCCGAAACGGCCAUGCUAUUUAUAUCCAAUAUCACUCAGGAAUUUUUGAACAGGGCAAAUAGAUUUCGAAAUUUGAAUUCAAUCGAAGAAGAUCUCACCUCUAUGGAGCCUUACAUUUAUUGUGAAGCUUAUAACUAUCUCGGACGUAAUACUUCGCUUCAUACAAAAAUUCGCUUCGACUCAAAUGCUUUGUAUUAUAGAACUUGGAACAAAAAUAUGUCUCGAAAAAUCCUGUUGAUCUCAAUGCUGAGCGUACUAUUCAUAUUGAUGAUGUUUUUCAUGGCGUGGUGCGCACUUGGAAAGAAUAAGGAUAUUUUCAUGGGAAAAUUUAUGGAUAAAAAGCUAGCAAUUAUUGCGAAAAAUGAUGAAAAAUACAGAGUUUACAAUCCACACAAGCCUUCCUUAAAUAAAUCAAAUGCAAACGAUUCCACAAAUGUAUCUGUCAUUUCAACUGUUUCUGAACGCGAUAAAAUUAUAAAUGAGGACAUAAGCCGAAAAAAAAUGAAUGGGAAAUUGCCCAAGAAUGGAGAAACUUUUAAAUAUGAACAUGCCAAUCUUAAUGAUGACAAUCAAUACACUAAAAUUUAUAAUGGCAAAGAUAUAAGAGUGGAUUACGACGAACUGAAAGAACAAAAGAACAUUUCCGUAGACUCACAACAUAACUCAUCUUACAGUGGUGAGGAGUCAGUUCAAAGUUCGCCUAUGGUUCCAUUGGCUAGCGUUGAAUCUGAAAGUUACCUAGAUUUAAGUAUAGAUGAUUCCGAUUAUUUAUCUAAAGCUACCCCAACGCCUGUAUGAUCCAAAAAACAAAUUUAAACCAAAAAGAAAAACAGUCAGUAUUUUUUUUUAAUGUUACAAAUUUAAAUAGACAAUUCAAAAAAAAAAUUAUUGUGACCGAGUGAGAUCAAUCAGAGAUCUCUACUAAUUAGUAAAAAAAUAAAUAUAUGAAUUAUUUAUAAUCUUAAUUUA
This is a messenger RNA of Gordionus sp. m RMFG-2023, 2225 nucleotides long. RefSeq lists its product as uncharacterized. Lineage: Eukaryota; Metazoa; Nematomorpha; Gordioida; Chordodea; Parachordodidae. Gene Ontology annotation, biological process: heterophilic cell-cell adhesion; homophilic cell-cell adhesion. The transcript has 8 exons. Gene Ontology annotation, cellular component: adherens junction. The coding region runs from base 120 to 2054 and encodes 644 amino acids. The record is from RefSeq and is a predicted model, not a curated record.